Penicillium malachiteum is the source of this 777-nucleotide messenger RNA. RefSeq lists its product as uncharacterized. The transcript has a single exon. Lineage: Eukaryota; Fungi; Ascomycota; Eurotiomycetes; Eurotiales; Aspergillaceae. The coding region runs from base 1 to 777 and encodes 258 amino acids. Gene Ontology annotation, molecular function: IgE binding. Gene Ontology annotation, cellular component: extracellular region. The record is from RefSeq and is a predicted model, not a curated record.
AUGUUUUUCUCCAAGUCUUUCAUGCUGCUGGCAGCCCUUACCACCGGCGCUCUGGCCCGCCCUGAGGGCAUGGCCCGUCGCCAGGCUGAUGCUACUCCUACCUCCUCCGCCUCAGGCUCCUCUUGGACUGCCACUCAAGCCAGUGGCAGCUACUCCACCGCCGGCUUCGGUGCCAGCACCUCCAGCUCCGGCUCCGGCGACACCUACGAGGGCAACGUUGGUAGCCCCUACGGCAGCAACAUCAUCGAGGUCUCCGAGUCCGAAGCUAGCUCUUACGAAUAUGUUGUGCAAUUCACCGGCUCCAACACCGACGACUGGACUGUUGUUAUCUGGAACAAGUACAGCUCUGAUGGUACCAUGGACGGCUGGUACGGCAACGCCUGCAAGAACUUCACUCUCGCCGCUGGUGACACUGUCUAUUAUGCUUUCGACAGUGACUCCCAGGGUGGCUGGGCUGCUGCUGAGGGCUCCACUAUCCCUACCAGCAGCUACGGUGCUUACGCCGCUACCUGGGGUGAAUUCGACUUCGGUUCCUCUGUUAACGAUGGCUGGUCUGGUUUCGAUGUCUCUGCUAUCCAGGCUAAUGAUGCUGGUUACUCCGCUCAGGGCAUGCAGAUCUGUGAUGCUUUGGAAACUUCUCUUUGCUCUUCUAUCACUACCGAUGAGGGUACUAUUGACAACGCUUAUACCUCUUCCAACAGUGCUGAGGGUGGUAUCGGUGGUAACCUCUCCGCUGGUCCUGUCCGUCUCGCUGUCACCAUUGACUAUUCCGGUUAA